AUGCCUGCAUUGAAGUCCGGAGACGCUUUCCCAUGCGAUGUUCUCUUCAAGUACAUCCCAUGGACUGAGGAGAAGAAGGGAUUCUCUACCUGCGGUGCCCCUAUGCCCUACGAUGCAUCCAAGGAGUGGAGUAACAAGAAGGUCGUCCUCGUCUCCGUUCCAGGUGCCUUCACUCCAACUUGCUCUGCUACCCACCUCCCUGACUACAUUGCAAAGCUUCGUGAAUUGAAGACCAAGGGCGUCGACAUCGUUGCUUUCGUUGCCUACAACGACCCUUUCGUCAUGAGUGCUUGGGGCAAGGCCAAUGGUGUCACUGGUGAUGACAUUCUCUUCCUCAGCGACAUUGAAUCAAAGUUCUCCAGUGCCUAUGGCUGGACCGCCCACGAGGGCCGCACCGGCCGCUACGCCAUGAUCAUCGACAACGGCAAAGUCGUUUACGCUGAGAACGAGCCUUCCAUUCCCAAUGUCACCGUAAGCUUGUCCCACUCGCCCUUCUUCCUGGGCAUUCAGUUAGACUAA
Messenger RNA from Trichophyton verrucosum HKI 0517, 519 nucleotides. RefSeq names its product allergen Asp F3. Gene Ontology annotation, biological process: cellular response to oxidative stress; hydrogen peroxide catabolic process; cell redox homeostasis. NCBI's taxonomy places the organism in Eukaryota, Fungi, Ascomycota, Eurotiomycetes, Onygenales, Arthrodermataceae. Gene Ontology annotation, cellular component: cytoplasm; mitochondrion; peroxisome. The transcript has 4 exons. Bases 1 to 519 code for a protein of 172 amino acids. The record is from RefSeq and is a predicted model, not a curated record. Gene Ontology annotation, molecular function: thioredoxin peroxidase activity.